Messenger RNA from Macrobrachium nipponense, 657 nucleotides. Its product is annotated as calcitonin gene-related peptide type 1 receptor-like. Gene Ontology annotation, biological process: adenylate cyclase-modulating G protein-coupled receptor signaling pathway. Bases 268 to 657 code for a protein of 129 amino acids. The transcript is spliced from 7 exons. Gene Ontology annotation, cellular component: plasma membrane. The record is from RefSeq and is a predicted model, not a curated record. Gene Ontology annotation, molecular function: G protein-coupled peptide receptor activity. NCBI's taxonomy places the organism in Eukaryota, Metazoa, Arthropoda, Malacostraca, Decapoda, Palaemonidae.
CCUUGUGCUACAGGCAGUAUUUUGCAGAGAUUAGGGAAGGGGAGGGAAGUGAACGCGACUACACAGAGUGAGCUGAACGCAGCCUCCACCCUUCUUGGCAGAGUCAUUCAGCAAUGUGUCCAUCUCAUCAAGAAACCGAAAUUUCCCGAUGGUGUUUUGUUCUGCCCGCGCACCUUCGACGGAUGGUCUUGCUGGAACGACACGUUGGCGGGAGACACAGCUUACUCUCCUUGUCCGUAUUUCAUCACUGGAUUUGAUCAUACCAGAAUGGCGCACAAGGUCUGUAACGAGGACGGAUCCUGGUACCGCCAUCCUGAGACCAACCUCACCUGGUCUAAUUACACCACUUGUAUUGAUUUUGAAGACCUGAAGAUGCGUCAACUUGUGAAUACGAUCUACAUCGCAGGCUACGCUGUUUCCCUCAUCGCCCUCGUCAUAUCUCUUGUUAUCUUCUUUUAUUUCAGUUCGCUCCAGUGCACACGCAUCCGUCUUCACAAGAACCUCUUCGUCAGUUUCAUCUUAAACAACGUCCUUUGGAUUGCUUGGUAUAUGGAGGUUGCCAGCAAGCCAGACACCGUUUUCAACAACGAGUUCCUCCUCUCCUCCCUUCUCAGUAUAAAGGUGAUUUACAUUUCUGGUCCCUGCGGUCUGCGUUGA